Penicillium manginii is the source of this 2433-nucleotide messenger RNA. RefSeq names its product phosphoketolase family protein. Lineage: Eukaryota; Fungi; Ascomycota; Eurotiomycetes; Eurotiales; Aspergillaceae. Gene Ontology annotation, molecular function: aldehyde-lyase activity. Bases 1 to 2433 code for a protein of 810 amino acids. Gene Ontology annotation, biological process: carbohydrate metabolic process. The record is from RefSeq and is a predicted model, not a curated record. The transcript has a single exon.
AUGGCAUCAAAUGCAGGCGAGAAGAGCAUUUCCGCUUAUGGCGAGGCUCGCUCCACAUUGGAGGGGAAGCCUCUUGACGCCGAGCAAGUUCGCAAGAUGGAUGCAUAUUUCCGGGCUAGCAUGUACCUUUGCCUGGGAAUGCUCUACCUCCGUGAAAACCCACUGCUCAAGGAACCACUUAACGUGGAGCAUCUCAAAGCUCGGCUUUUGGGGCAUUGGGGAUCCGAUGCUGGCCAGUCUUUCACUUGGACUCACAUGAACCGCCUUAUCAAAAAGUACGAUCUUGAUGUCCUUUUUGUCUCUGGCCCCGGACAUGGUGCUCCCGGAAUUGUCUCGCAGUCCUAUCUUGAGGGCGUCUACUCGGAAAUCUAUCCCGAUAAGGCCGAGGAUACAGAUGGUAUGAAGAAGUUCUUCAAGCAAUUCUCGUUUCCUGGUGGUAUUGGUAGUCAUGCGACUCCUGAGACUCCAGGAAGUAUCCACGAGGGUGGUGAGCUAGGAUAUUCGAUCUCGCAUGCCUUCGGAUCUGUCUUUGACAAUCCCGGUCUCAUUACGUUGACCAUGGUUGGAGAUGGCGAGUCGGAGACAGGUCCACUAGCGACCAGCUGGCACAGCACAAAAUUCCUGAACCCAAUCACCGAUGGGGCCGUUCUCCCUGUCCUUCAUCUCAACGGAUACAAGAUCAACAACCCCACAGUGCUUGCACGAAUUACUCAUGAGGAGCUGUCAUCUUUGUUCGUAGGCUACGGGUGGAAGCCGUACUUUGUCGAAGGAAGCGAUUUCAACAGCAUGCACCAAGCCAUGGCAAUUACACUCGAGCAAUGCAUCUUAGAGAUCAAGGAGUACCAGAAGCAAUCUCGAGAAUCCGGGACACCAUUCCGACCCCGCUGGCCGAUGAUCAUUCUUCGUACUCCUAAGGGAUGGUCGGGCCCACGCGAGGUCGAUGGCCAUCUACUCGAGGGCUUCUGGCGCGCGCAUCAGAUUCCAAUUACCGACGUUCGCACCAAUCCGCCUCAUCUUAAAUUGCUAGAGACAUGGAUGAAGAGCUACAGGCCAGAGGAGCUCUUCGACAAGAAUGGCAAAUUGGUUCCGGAACUCAAGGAGCUCGCGCCCACGGGCAACUCGCGGAUCAGUGCCAACCCCGUCGGCAAUGGGGGUCUUCUACGCCGACCGCUCAAAAUGCCGGAUUUCCGAGAUUAUGGGUUCAUGGAUAUUGUCCCAGGCUCAACCAUCAAGGGAGGAAUGGCCAAUAUGGCCAAAUUCCUUCGUGAUCUGGUUGCCCAGAACAUGAACAAUUUCCGGCUCUUCGGCCCAGACGAGACCGAAUCCAACAAGCUUGCCGAGGUGUACAAAGCAGGCAAAAAAGUCUGGAUGGCAGAGUAUUUUGAAGAAGAUAAAGACGGAGGAAAUCUGGCCCCCAAUGGCCGCGUGAUGGAAAUUCUUAGUGAACACACUUGCGAGGGGUGGCUAGAAGGCUACAUUCUUUCAGGGCGGCACGGACUGCUCAACAGCUAUGAGCCCUUUAUCCACGUCAUCGACUCCAUGGUUAACCAGCACUGCAAGUGGAUCGAGAAAUGUCUUGAUGUGGAAUGGCGAGCUAAAGUUGCCUCUCUUAACAUCCUCAUCACCGCGACUGUCUGGAGACAAGACCACAAUGGCUUCACCCAUCAAGACCCAGGAUUCCUCGAUGUGGUCGCAAACAAGAGCCCUGAGGUGGUUCGAAUCUACCUCCCACCUGAUGGAAACACUCUUCUCUCGAUCAUGGACCACUGUCUCCGCAGUGUUAAUUACGUGAAUGUCGUCGUCGCCGACAAGCAGGAGCACAUUCAGUUUUUGAACAUGGACGAAGCUGUCCAGCACUGCACCAAGGGCCUCGGAAUCUGGGACUGGGCUAGCAAUGACCAAGGCGCAGAACCCGACGUCGUGAUAGCAUCUUGCGGUGAUGUCUCAACUCACGAAGCCUUAGCCGCCACCGCGCUCCUGCGUGAGCACCUUCCACAGCUCAAAGUCCGCUUCGUCAAUGUGGUGGACUUAUUCCGACUGAUCUCGAGCAUGCACCAUCCACAUGGCCUGUCAGACAAGAGGUGGAAAGCCAUCUUCACCACCGACAAACCCAUCAUCUUUAAUUUCCACUCUUACCCCUGGCUUAUCCACCGACUCACGUACAAGCGACCGGGCCAGCAUAACCUGCAUGUGCGAGGCUACAGAGAGAAGGGCAAUAUCGACACUCCGUUUGAGCUGGCUAUGCGCAAUCAAACUGAUCGAUACAGCCUUGCUGUUGACGCUAUUGACUUGGUUCAACAUCUCGGCAACACGGCAUCUGGUGUGAGAGAGAGGCUGAUCAAUGAGCAGCUAGCGGGCAAGGCCGAGGCGUUCAAUAAUGGACUCGAUUCUGAGCAUAUUCGGAACUGGAGUUGGCCUUGGCCGAGAAAAUAA